AUGGUGGCCAAGGAUAUGAGAACACACACGGGCGAGAAGCCAUUCCUGUGCCCUGUGUGCGGGAAGGCAUUUGCACGGUCGUCAACUCUUCAAACUCAUCAGAGAACGCACACGGGCGAGAAGCCAUUCCUGUGCCCUGUGUGUGGGAAGGCAUUUGCACGGUCAUCAACUCUUCAAACUCAUCAGAGAACGCACACGGGCGAGAAGCCAUUCCUGUGUCCUGUGUGUGGGAAGGCAUUUGCACGGUCAUCAACUCUUCAAACUCAUCAGAGAAUGCACACGGGCGAGAAGCCAUUCCUGUGCCCUGUGUGUGGGAAGGCAUUUGCAGACUCAUCAACUCUUCAUAGUCAUCAGAGAACACACACGGGCGAGAAGCCAUUCCUGUGCCCUGUGUGUGGGAAGGCAUUUGCAGACUUAUCAACUCUUAAUAGUCAUCAGAGAACACACACGGGCGAGAAGCCAUUCCUGUGCUCUGUGUGUGGGAAGAAAUUUGCACACUCAUCAACCAGGAACAGGCAUCAGAAGCCCCACGCACACGGAGGCAAGAAGCCAUUCAAUUGCUCUGUGUGUGGUAAGUCCUUUUCACGGCCAUCACAUCUUCAGAGACACCAGAGAACACACACGGGCGAGAAGCCGUUCCUGUGUUCUGUGUGUGGGAAGACAUUUUCACAGUCAUCAACUCUUCAAAACCACCAAAGAACACACACGGGCGAGAAGCCAUUCCUGUGCCCUGUGUGUGGGAAGACAUUUGCACGGUCAUCACAUCUUCAGAGUCAUAAGAAAACACACACGGGCGAGAAGCCAUUCCUGUGCACUGUGUGUGGGAAGUCAUUUUCACAGUCAUCAAAACGGAAGAGUCAUCAGAGAACACACACGGGCGAGAAGCCAUUCCUGUGCCCUGUGUGUGGGAAGACAUUUGCACACUCAUCACAUCUUCAGCGUCACCAGAGAACACACACGGGCGAGAAGGUGAGGGAGGCAGAGGCCGCAGAGGGGAGCCGGCCCGAGUUGGAAGACACCUCCGAUCGGCACGGUGCGUUGGAAGAGGUAACCACCGAGCCUCACACAAGCGUGCCGGGAGACUCAGACGACGGAGGGUCGGAGUUAGAGAUAGAAGACAACUUGAGUGAGGGGAGCAACUCACAUGUUAAGAAGAAACGAGAGUACACACCCGGCAAGAUUGUCAAAUUCCUCCGAACUAGUUACAAGAAGCGGGGGGUCGACAUCGGAGAUUCUUUCCCCGAUGUGCAGGCCUUCUUGAAGGUCGCGCAGACAAUCAUCAGCGACAUGGAAAAGCACAAAUGCACCCCGCAGGAAGGCAAUCGGCUGAGGGGUUUCAUGCAGAAAGCAAGAAAGGGGAGCAUGUUCCAACCGGAGUGCCGCCCCGCUGAUGCUGUUGCUGAAGCCGACGCCUAA
This is a messenger RNA of Lethenteron reissneri (Far Eastern brook lamprey), 1416 nucleotides long. RefSeq names its product oocyte zinc finger protein XlCOF22-like. The record is from RefSeq and is a predicted model, not a curated record. Gene Ontology annotation, molecular function: DNA-binding transcription factor activity, RNA polymerase II-specific. Gene Ontology annotation, cellular component: nucleus. Gene Ontology annotation, biological process: regulation of transcription by RNA polymerase II. NCBI's taxonomy places the organism in Eukaryota, Metazoa, Chordata, Hyperoartia, Petromyzontiformes, Petromyzontidae.